UUGCAUGGCGAUAAGGAGAGCGACUUGAAUUUAUGGGGGUAACAAACGUGUGGCGAUUAGAUUGCUUAACCCAAGGUCGUAAACGGGGUGUUCUAUAAAGGCCCGCCGGCCGGCAGGAGCACCUUUCAGUUGAGAUCCCACAAGCCAUGAGUCCGGUUCAGUCAUAUCCACACAGUCGACUACUCCUCCUCCUGGUCAUCGUGACCUUGGGCGUGGUCCAAUCCAGUCGACUGCCGGCGGAGGUGGGCUCCCAGCCACACAGCAUCUCCCUGCGGCGGAAUGGCGCACAUGUGUGCGGAGGAGCUCUGAUCCGCGAAAAGUGGGUCCUCACCGCAGCACAUUGCGUCAGCUUGGGCGGUGGACAGCAGAGCUACCCAGCUCCUUCCUACAAUGUGCGAGCGGGCAGCAUUCAGCGCCUGGCCGGUGGUCAACUGGUGCCGCUGUCCAAGAUCAUAAUCCACACGAACUACUCCAGUUCGGAUGCACUUGGCUCUAAUGACUUGGCCUUGCUGGAGCUGCAAUCGCCGGUGGUCCAGAAUGCGAAUACGAAACCGAUUGAUUUGGCCACCGAGCGACCGGCGGCGGGCUCCCAGAUCACCUUCUCCGGCUGGGGAUCCAGCCAGUUGGACGGAUCUCUCAGUCAUGACCUCCAGGUGGCCACCAGGCAGAGUCUGAGUGCGUCCGAUUGCCAGAAGGAGCUGUUCCUGCAGCAGGAGGAUCUGCUCUGUUUGUCCCCGGUGGCCGAGGAUUUCGCCGGACUCUGUUCCGGUGAUGCCGGAGCUCCGGCGUCCUACAACAACCAAUUGGUGGGCAUUGCCGCCUUCUUCGUGAGCGGAUGUGGUUCCGAUCAGCCCGAUGGCUACGUGGAUGUGACCCAGCAUCUGGAGUGGAUUAACGAAAACGCUGUUUAAAUAAAACCGAGCCGUUUAUAGGGAUAUGAUGUAUGAGAA
Messenger RNA from Drosophila simulans, 950 nucleotides. Its product is annotated as serine protease SP24D. The transcript is spliced from 2 exons. Gene Ontology annotation, biological process: proteolysis. NCBI's taxonomy places the organism in Eukaryota, Metazoa, Arthropoda, Insecta, Diptera, Drosophilidae. The record is from RefSeq and is a predicted model, not a curated record. Bases 147 to 911 code for a protein of 254 amino acids. Gene Ontology annotation, molecular function: serine-type endopeptidase activity.